UCAUAUAUUUAUCCUUAAUAUCGCCACCUGAUCAACAUCGAUCCAGAUGCGAUGUAGAUCAACAUGUCCAAAUUUCUCCAUUGAUUCUUCUUCAAAUUAAAAUUUCCACUUACCUAAACACAUUGCAAUUGAGUCCACAUACAUACAUGUACACACUUUCUUGAUUCCUCAAAAAUGAAAUUAAAAUUCCACAAUUGUAUCAUCUUUAUUGUAAUUCACACAAUCCUCACGAUCGCACACUCAUCGGCCGCGUUGUGCAACCACACAUGCGGCCGCCGGAAACUCCCGUUCCCCUUCGGCUUCUCCUCCGCCUGUCAAAUCCAGCUCAACUGCUCCGGCAACGGCACGAUCCUCGCUGCCGACUUCCCCGUCCAAUCGGUCAACGCCGAAACCAUCCUAGUCAACCUCCCGGCCGUCUGCGGCCGCCCCGUGGAAGCGCUCCGCCGCCUCUUCACGGCGAACCUCGCCCCGACCUCCCACAACGCCGUCCUCCUCCACGACUGCCGGAAUCAGAGCAGCGGCUGCCUGAUCCCGACGACGAUGGUGCAGACUCACUUCGAGCGGCUCGACUGCGACGCCGGGAACGCCACCGUCAGCUGCUACUCGGAGCCUGGCAAUACGACGUCGUUUAUCGACUACGGUAACCUCGCGAGGAGCGGAUGCAGAUCGCUGUUCUCGGCGAUUUCGAUGGAGGCUUACUCGAAUAGCUUGUCGGUUUCGCUGGAUGUUCAGGUCGUCAGAGUCGGGUGGUGGCUCCGCGGGGGCUGCCGCUGCUCCAGGAAUGCGAGGUGCGUUCGUGUCUCGCCGCCGCUGGGCGGUGAUGAAACGACGGCGUAUCGGUGCGAGUGCUUUGAGGGGUUCGACGGUGAUGGGUUUCUCGACGGAGUUGGAUGCCGGAAAGAAUCACAAGCAUGUAAUCCUUCGAACUAUUUGUCUGGGAAAUGUGGAGGAACAACCAGAGUUGGCGUUCUAGUUGGAGGUGUCGGAGCAGGUGCUUCAUUAAUGGUGACUUUAGGUCUCUUGUUCUGUUUCAUUAGUAAAAGAUCAAAACUAAGAAGCCGAAGCAAGAAAAGCAAAAAUCUAUUGGAAACAAGUGGAAUAACAAUCCCCAUCUAUUCCUACAAGGAAAUGGAGAAGGCCGCCGACUCCUUCUCCGAGAAGAGAAGGCUCGGCAACGGCGCCUAUGGCACGGUCUACCGCGGUAAACUGAACAACGACACCACAGUCGCCAUCAAGCGAAUCCGCCACAGAGACAGCGUCGGCCAAGUCAUCAACGAGAUCAAACUCCUCUCCUCCGUCAGCCACCCCAACCUCGUCCGCCUCCUCGGCUGCUCCAUCGACAACGAGGAGCAGAUCCUCGUGUACGACUUCAUGCCCAACGGGACCCUCUCUCAGCACCUGCACCGAGAGAAGGACCCCGUCAUGCCCUGGCCCGUCCGCCUCACCAUUGCCGCGGAAACGGCCCAGGCCAUAUCUUAUCUUCACAACGAAAUGAAUCCUCCCAUAUACCACAGGGACAUCAAGUCAAGCAACAUCCUCUUGGACGGGGAGUACCGGUCCAAGGUGGCGGAUUUCGGCCUCUCCCGGCUAGGGAUGGUUGAGUCCUCCCAUAUCUCCACUGCGCCUCAAGGUACCCCAGGGUACCUUGAUCCGCAGUACCAUCAGCAUUUCCAUCUCUCAGACAAGAGCGACGUGUACAGCUUUGGCGUUGUGCUGGUCGAGAUCAUCACCGCGCUGAGGGUCGUGGACUUCGCCCGGCCUCAGAAUGAGGUAAAUCUGGCUGCUCUGGCUGUGGAUCGGAUAGGAAAAGGGUGUUUGGAUGAGAUCAUCGACCCGUUUCUUCGACCGAGCCUUGAUUUGUCAGUGCAUAAGGUGGCUGAGCUGGCGUUCAGAUGCCUGGCCUUCCAUAGGGACAUGAGGCCUACCAUGAUGGAAGUGGCGAUUGAGUUGGAACAGAUAAGGAUGAGUAAAUGGGGAUUGAAUGUGGUGGUUAAGAAGCACGAGUACGACGUCGUCGCCUUUUUUAGCAGCACGAAUUCGAUGGAUACGGUCACCGACUGUUCUCCUAUUUCUGCAGCGGAGUCAUGGCAGAGUGAUCAAAGCUCUCCGUCUUCGAAUAGUCUGCUAAAUCGCGCACCGAGCUGAUUACAGUAAACUUGUUUUGUAAUAAAAGAAUGAGCACAUAUGUAUGUGAUUGCUAGGCGUAUAUCAUAAUGUUUGUUUUAGUGCAAUUAUCAGUAAAUCACUUGUGACUCUAAAUGUACCAUGUUGGACUGUCAAUAUACAUUCAAACAUUCACUCAAACUGAUGGAGUGGAAUUGAGAUGGGCCUCAAUAUUUAAAAUGAUUUUACCUUUGGGCUCUUCAUUUCA
Molecule: messenger RNA, 2371 nt
Organism: Salvia splendens (bonfire salvia)
Lineage: Eukaryota; Viridiplantae; Streptophyta; Magnoliopsida; Lamiales; Lamiaceae
Product: wall-associated receptor kinase-like 14
Exons: 3
Coding region: 175-2145 (656 amino acids)
Biological process (GO): protein phosphorylation
Molecular function (GO): ATP binding; protein kinase activity
Source: RefSeq, a predicted model, not a curated record